Blastomyces dermatitidis ER-3 is the source of this 1706-nucleotide messenger RNA. RefSeq names its product dual specificity phosphatase, variant. The record is from RefSeq and is a predicted model, not a curated record. Bases 647 to 1480 code for a protein of 277 amino acids. Gene Ontology annotation, molecular function: protein tyrosine/serine/threonine phosphatase activity. The transcript has 4 exons. Lineage: Eukaryota; Fungi; Ascomycota; Eurotiomycetes; Onygenales; Ajellomycetaceae. Gene Ontology annotation, biological process: protein dephosphorylation. Gene Ontology annotation, cellular component: nucleus.
CGAGUAUCAAACCCAUGCAUCUGGUGCCGGCCUUUCUGAUAGCCGGAGAGCCAGUGGCAGCCAUGCUGCAAUAUUAAUAUUUAAAAAGUUGAACAACUGCAACAACUUCGAAAAAUCUUGCAUGAAAGGAGAUCACGUUAUUGCCUCCUGCCUGCGCUAAUUUACGUCCCUUGCCAACGGGUUUCCUUCUCACCCAAGUCGACGAGCGAGCUGAAAUGGCACUCAGCAGGAUCAGAGAUGAAAAUCUCUUUAUCAGCGGGAUUAUGAGCCUGAGCAAUAAAAGUGCCCUCAUGAAAGCAAAUAUCACACAUAUUGUUUCUGUACUUCGGUUAAAUCCAGACGAGGAGCGCUUUGAGUCUUUUGAACAUUUACAGAUCCCUGUGGACGAUGUCAGUGAUGAAGACCUCUUUCGGCAUUUCCCCACUACGAAUGCCUUUAUCAAAUCUGGCCUGGAUAGCGGUGGCGGGGUGCUGGUACAUUGGCUAUAUUCCCGCUCUAAACAGAUAUAUUUUAUGUAACCUUCUGAACUUCAUCACUAUGCUUCCUAUUUCAAUCUGUUUCUUUUUAUAGCCCUAAGAAUAGGAUCCAUUGCUUUCCUGUCGCGAACAAAUGUUACCUCGGCUAACAUUAAAAUCGUAACAGCGCGAUGGGCAAAUCCCGAUCUGCAACUGUCUGUAUUGCAUUUCUGCUUCACCGGGACCCUGGUGCAUUAACGCCCUGGGGGGCUCUUGAACUAAUUCGUCAGUCAAGACCACUAUGCGAACCAAAUGGCGGGUUCCAAGAGCAAUUGGAACUCUAUCACAAAAUGGGAUGCCCAGACAAUGUCACUGACCAUCCCUUGUAUAAACGCUGGGUAUACGAGCGAGCGCUCGAAGAGAGUGUUGCAUGUGGCCGUGCUCCUGAAAUUGAGCUCGUUAGAUUCGAGGAUGAGUGCGCGGAGCCCUCAAAUAAAACCGACGAAUCUACGGAAAUAAAGUGCCGCAAGUGCCGACGCAAAUUGGCAACUCUUCCCUUCAUAAUCCCUCACACACCACAAACUGACAAGCGAUUACCGCGAGGUCAUACUAUCCCGGAGGGACCGUGUGCUCAUAUAUUCUUACAUCCGCUAACGUGGAUGCGGCCCUCUCUCUUCCCUGAACAAGACAGUUCGUCGCCAGCAGCCAACUCAGCUGAUGAAUACAAAUAUACUCCUGAGGCACCACUUUCCGGACGCCUCACGUGCCCUAAUUCCGCCUGCGGCGCCAAUAUUGGAAAAUUCGCAUGGCAGGGCAUGAAAUGUAGCUGCGGAAACUGGGUUGUGCCUGCAAUUGGCUUGGCGCGGGCGCGAGUAGAUGUUGUGGACAGCGUUGUGCGGUGGGGGACGAUUGACGCUUCAGCUGGAAUCAGAGUACCGGCCAGGAUUGGAGGGGUAGCAGGUGGGGGAGUAGGAGGAGGAGCAUCAACCGCGGCUGAUCCCGCCGGAGGCCGGGGCCUUCUAUGAAUAUUUGUCAUAAUUUUCAAAAUUUCAACAAGGAAGCACCAACACUUCUUCUAAGGGGCGUGCGUUUAACAAGACAGGUUAGAAAUGUUAAAUGACAAGCGGAAUACAUUACCUACUGAUACAUCCCAAUAUGCCUAGCUUUGAUUAUCGGCUUGCGAUAUCUUUACGAAUUGAUACAUCAACUGUCGGAUAAUCUCCCCAAUGCCACACUUCUGAUUUAACACAA